AUGUCACAACCAACCCUCUUAGUCGGCAUAUCCGGGCCCUCCUCGUCAGGAAAAACCACGCUCUCCCGCCUGCUCCGCGACAUCUUCCCACCCAAACAACUCACGAUCCUGCACCUGGACGACUUCUACCUGACCGACGCCGAGAUUCCCGUCAAGGACGGCGUGCAAGACUGGGACUGUCUCGAGUCGCUCGACCUCGCUGGCCUGAGGUCAGCGCUGCAACACAUCAGAGAGCACGGACGGAGUCCGGACUGGCUGGUCAGCAAGGAGGAUCAGAACAGUGUGGGCGAGCACGGCGUGUCUGAGCGCCUGAUUGAGGAGCUGAGAGGGCAGGUCGAGGCGUUGGUGAGUGCUCAUCCGGACUGGCGGGAGCGCCGGAUCUGCAUCGUCGAUGGGUUCUUGUUGUUCAGCGAGGAUAUGAGGGACGUGCGGGAGCUGUUCGACGUGCGACUCUUUCUACGCACAAGCUAUCAGACGGCGAAGAAGAGGCGAGAAGCGAGGAGUGGCUAUGUCACGCUCGAGGGAUUCUGGGAGGAUCCGCCGGGCUAUGUGGAUGAGAUCGUGUGGCCAAACUAUGUCAAAGACCACAAGUUCUUGUUCGAGGGUGGAGAUGUGGAUGCGGAGUUGGAUGAACAGGUUUGCAAAAGGACGCACAUCCAUGGUAUGCCGCGGGAAGCGGAGGGAGAUAUGGGAGUGUGCUUGGAAUGGGCUGUCAAGGUGUUGGAAGGUGUAAUCAAGGGGCAAUGA
Messenger RNA from Ascochyta rabiei, 747 nucleotides. RefSeq lists its product as uncharacterized. Bases 1 to 747 code for a protein of 248 amino acids. The record is from RefSeq and is a predicted model, not a curated record. Gene Ontology annotation, cellular component: cytoplasm. The transcript has a single exon. Lineage: Eukaryota; Fungi; Ascomycota; Dothideomycetes; Pleosporales; Didymellaceae.